UGAGCACAUUUGUGGUAUUCAUGAAUGCCCUCGCGAAGAAGCGCGGUUCUGCACGGGGAGAAGUGUAGCUAUCUAGUACACAACUUUAAGCGCGAUUGAUACCUUAUUUCGUGUUGUUUUCGGCAGUGUUUAUGUACUGUACUCAUAUGGUUUUCUAAUCGGCUGUGAUCUACUUGAAUACCGUCUUGCGAAAUCGCUUCUUAUUUCAACCUACCGCUAAAAUAAACUAGCUAACGUUAGCUUGCUAGCUACUAUGUCGGGAGGCGUCGUGCGAGGCCCUGCAGGAAAUAACGAUUGUCGAAUUUACGUCGGAAAUCUACCCCCUGAUAUUCGCACCAAAGAUGUCGAGGACGUGUUCUACAAAUACGGAGCUAUUCGAGACAUCGAUUUGAAAAAUCGGAGAGGAGGACCUCCCUUUGCCUUUAUCGAAUUUGAAGAUCCCAGGGAUGCAGACGAUGCCGUGUACGGACGAGACGGCUAUGACUACGACGGUUAUCGGCUGCGAGUUGAAUUCCCUCGGAGCGGCAGGGGUGGGGGGAGAGGCGGCUUUGGUGGUGGUGGUGGUGGGGGGGUUGGUGGCGCCCCUAGAGGCAGAUACGGGCCGCCAUCCAGACGCUCCGAGUACAGGGUCAUUGUCUCAGGGCUUCCCCAGAGUGGCAGCUGGCAGGACCUGAAGGAUCACAUGCGUGAGGCUGGGGAUGUAUGUUAUGCUGAUGUUUUCAGAGAUGGAACUGGGGUUGUGGAGUUUGUGCGUAAAGAAGACAUGACCUACGCCGUUCGAAAGCUGGAUAACACCAAAUUCCGAUCACACGAGGGAGAGACCGCUUACGUUCGCGUGAAAGUAGAUGGUCCCCGCAGCCCGAGCUAUGGAAGAUCCCGUUCCAGGAGCCGCAGUCGAAGCAGGAGCCGCAGCGCAGCCAGUCGCAGCCGCAGCAACUCUCGCGGUGGUGGUGCCCGUGGUGGCAGAGGAUCUCCUCGCUACUCUCCUCGCCAUAGCCGCUCUCGCUCCCGUUCCUAAACUCUGUGUUGCCCUUUUGGUGGAUCCCCUGUAAACAUUUCCCCCUCCACUUGUUUUUACCCCUUUUUGAGUUUUUCAGAUGUCAACUAUAGAUUAGAAUGUGUUGCAUUCCAUCUCCUGAUGUCCUAGUGGAAGGUCUUGGUAUGUAGGUGUAUCCCGUCCUGUCACCUUUCCUCCCUCCCCUGACCGACCCGACUUUUGUGUUUUUGUUUUGAUCCCCUUUCUCAAUUCAUUUUAAUUUACCUGUUGUCUUUCCUCCUCCAUUUUUGCAACAUUUGAAACCCUAUCGCUCUGAACUUCAAAAAUGUUGAUCUUUUAACGAGUUCAAUGUUUUUGUAAGUGUUGGAAAAUGUAUGUACUUUUUCAUGGGAUGGCGGGAGUCUCAUUGCUAAACUGUAUUUUACCCUUGUGUCUUCCUUUAGACAUCUGAAGAUAAGGAUUAAAGAGUGAUUUGGAAUAAAA
Molecule: messenger RNA, 1480 nt
Organism: Coregonus clupeaformis (lake whitefish)
Lineage: Eukaryota; Metazoa; Chordata; Actinopteri; Salmoniformes; Salmonidae
Product: serine/arginine-rich splicing factor 1A
Exons: 4
Coding region: 254-1018 (254 amino acids)
Cellular component (GO): ribonucleoprotein complex; nucleus; cytoplasm
Molecular function (GO): mRNA binding
Source: RefSeq, a predicted model, not a curated record